This is a messenger RNA of Heterobasidion irregulare TC 32-1, 1002 nucleotides long. RefSeq lists its product as uncharacterized. Bases 1 to 1002 code for a protein of 333 amino acids. Lineage: Eukaryota; Fungi; Basidiomycota; Agaricomycetes; Russulales; Bondarzewiaceae. The record is from RefSeq and is a predicted model, not a curated record. The transcript has 15 exons.
AUGUCCGCCUCCCCCAAUUUCGCUUUGGUUGCCCAUGGUCCGAUCUUCAUCGGGACCACGAUCAAUAUUAUCCUCUAUGGGGUCUCCAUCGCGCAGACGUACAUGUAUUUCACAUCGUAUAAGGGGGAUCGAUUGUGGAUGAAGCUUGUCGUUUUGUUUAUAUUUCUUGCCGACACGCUGAACAGUGUGCUGGACAUCGAGUAUACAUACGACUCACUCGUCAAUCACUACAAUGACCCGGCCGCGAUACAGAAGGCGAACUGGGUUUUUGCCACAGAUCCCGCCAUGACGGCGAUCAUUGGGACCACUGUACAGCUCUUCUUUACAUGGAGAGUGAAGGUCCUUACAGGUAGCAACAUCGCUGUGGCAGCGCUGAUCUUUGGCUCCUUCAUCUCCCUCCUUGGCGGCCUGGCGACGGCCGCCGCCAUCAGCAGAGUGCCAGAAUGGCUACAGUUUCAGAAAUUCAAGGCCCCAGUCAUUGUUUGGCUAGGGACAUCCGCUUUGGUCGACAUGGCUAUUACUGUCUCCUUGACAUGGCACCUGCGGAAAUACAAGGGAGGCUUCAAGGGGUCAAAUGAUAUACUGAACAGGAUCAUUCGACUUACGGUGCAAACGGGGCUCAUAACUUCCAUCUGGGCCAUCAUAGAUUUAUCAGUAUACCUUGGCCGCGCGAAUGGAGUUCAUCUUGCUUUCAACUUUCCUCUGGCCAAAUUAUACAGCAACUCGCUUUUGUCCAGCUUGAAUUCCCGAAUCGGAUGGGAUUAUUCCACGAGCGACGAAGAUCACGGUCAUACUAUCAGCAUGGGCAGGCGGCCUGACUUCCUAACACUAGCGAGUAGCAGAGUACGUCCAGAGGUCUUCAUCGACGUCGAGUCAGAGUCCCAUGAGAUGGGCACUGUGGAUCGUGGCCACAAGGUCACCGUGCCGGAACUUACGAAGUCGAGCUCUUCGAGCUCCAGCAAACUUCAAGAAAAGAAUGCAAUAUCGGACGAUGUAGUAUGA